GCUUGCGACACUUUUUGCUUGCACCCAAUUGAGUUGCCACUCUCUCGUGAUGCCAUCAUUUACUUCUCUCAGCGCCGCAGCGCGCGGCGGCUGCCGGUGGCUGCGCCUGACUCGUGAGGCGCAGGAAGGCGCAUCUGCAUUGGAGGAGGGUGCAGUGCACAUCGCGGCCCGGGGAGGGCACACGGAAGUGCUGCGGCACCUUCUGCAGGAUCGUGCCUCGCCCAACGUGUCAGACGGCGGCCUCAGCGCGCUCUUUGUGGCAGCACAGCAGGGUCACCACGACGCCGUGGCGGUGCUCCUCGAUGCCGGGGCCAGCGAUGGCGUGGCUGCCCUGCACGUGGCGGUCGAUGGAAGCUGCCUGGAGGUGGUGCGAUGCUUGCUGACAGCACGGGUGGAUGUGAACCUGGGGAAGGAUGGCGUUGCGAGUGGCGGGCGACCACUCCACGAAGCAGCCGCCAAAGGGCAUUUGGCCAUCCUCAAUUUGCUCUUGGACAGCAAGGCAGAGCCCAACCUCGAGGAGCAUCAGGGCGCCACGCCCUUGCACAUCGCAGCCCAGACGGGACAUCUGGAUGCUGUACGAUGCCUGCUGGAUGCCCGUGCCGACAUCGACAAGGCCAAGGGCGACGCCACGCCGCUGCAUGCUGCCUCGCAAGGCGGGCACGCCGACAUCACCCACGCUUUGCUGAGGGCAGGCGCAGAUAUCAACCGCCAGCGGGAGAACGGGGACUCGGCCUUAGCCAUUGCAGCCUCAGAGAACCACGUCGCAGUGCUUUGUCAUCUCCUGGAUGCGAAGGCCUCAGUGGAUUUGCCCCUGGACGGCGCCAACAAAACGGCCCUGCACCUCGCCGCGCGGAACGGGCACUUGGACGUGCUCCACCGGCUCAUCGAUGCCGACGCGGACCUCAACGCAAAAGAUGCGCACCAGGUGACACCCUUGUAUACUGCGGCAGAGAGCGGGCACCUGGACUUGGCAAGGGCGCUGGUUUGCGCGGGGGCGGACCAGCACCUCACCACGGAGUUGGGGGCGUCGCCCUUGUUCAUCGCGGCGCGCCGGGGCUUCCGCGACAUCUCCACGUACCUGCUCACCGCGCGGGCCAACCUUGAGGAGGGCAAGGAUGGGGCCAACCCGCUGUCUGUGGCGGCUAUGAAAGGCCACAGCGAGGUGGUCAGCUGCCUCCUGGCGGCUGGGGCUGAGGCGGCGGCGCCCGCGCCGCUGUACUUUGCCUCCCAGAAGGGGCACUUCGAAGUGGUUCGCCUGCUCUUGGACGCCCGGGGGGACGCCAAUGGCAGCCUCUUCUCCAGUGCUCCGCCGCUCUGCGUGGCCGCAGUGGGUGGGCAUUUGGACGUGGUCACCGCGCUGCUGGGCGCCGCGGCCGCGGUGGACACGGCGGACGCGCAGGGCAAGACCGCGCUGCACGCCGCAGCCCAGAAGGGCCACUUCGGGCUGGUGCAGUCGCUGGUGGCGGCCGCUGCCGACGUGGCCAAGGCCAACGACCACGGGCUCGGCCCGCUGCACGGGGCGGCGGCCGCGGGGCACGUGGAGGUGCUGCGCCUGCUAUUGGGCGCCCGGGCGGACCCGGAUCAGGGCUCGAAGGACGGGCGCACUGCGCUGCAUUUGGCGGCGGCCGGGGGAUUCCUGCAACCCAUCCAGCGACUUCUGGAGGCGGGGGCCGGGCUGAACCGCGGCAGCGUCAGCGGCGCCACAGCGUGUUGGAUGGCGGCGGCCGCGGGCCACGUGGAGGCGGUGCUGUUUUUGGUCACCGCCCGAGCGGACUUCACGGCCAGCAACCUCGACGGCUUGGCGCCUCUUCAUGUCGCGAUCAGCAAUGGGCACCUGCAGGUGGUCCAGAGCUUGCUGGGCGCCCCAAACGUCAAGGCCAAGGAGCGACCAGGUGAUUCACAGAAGGCGCUGGGCAGUGCAGUUUUUUUGGCGGCAGAGACGGGGCAGCAGCACAUCUUGCGGUGCUUGCUGGAUGCCAAAGGUGCCCACCGCGCCUUCAACGGGCGCACGCCUUUGCACGUGGCGGCCAAGCGAGGCCACGACCAGGUGGUGCAGCUGUUGCUGGAGAAGGGCGUAACCAACGAGACGGAUGAUGACAUGAGCCCCUUACACGUGGCGGCGGAAGGGGGCCACCUCUGCACUGUGCACCUGCUGCUUUGUGCAAACGCUGAUUGUGAUGGCCUGGAUGCAGACAGCAAGACGCCACUGCAGUAUGCGGCCCAGAAUGGCUCUCUGCAGAUUGUCCAACGCCUGCUCCUGGCACAUGCGGAUCCCAACAAGUCGGUUUGCGGCUAUCCGCCGCUGCAUGCAGCGGCCUCCAAAGGUCAUUUGCAGGUGGUGCGGCACCUGGUGGAAGCUUCCGCACAGGUCCAGGAGAUGUGCUUCGGGGAGACGGCGCUGCAUGCCGCGGUGGAGCAGGGCCACAUCGCGGUGGCAUCUUACCUUCUGGAGAUGAAGGCGCCGCAGAAUGCGCGGAAGGAUGGCAGGACGCCACUCUGCGUGGCAGCCCGCAGCAAGAACUUGGAGAUGGUCCGGCUGCUGACGCCCAACGCCAUGGAUCUCACAAACCCGCUGCACAUCGCAGCGGACCACGGGCACUUGGCGAUCCUCCAGUGCUUGUUGGAAGCACGGGCGACCCGAAGUCGAGUGGCAAUCCGGACGUUUUGGCCCACACUGACUUUGCCGUCCAUGCCUCGCCUCACUUUGCCUCGCCUCACUUUGCCUCGCCUCACUGUGCCCCGCCUCACGUUGCCAGACAUUUCUUGGCCCGUGAGCCUGCUGGGAGUGUGGCUCCGGGCGUCGCCAAGCCGCCCGAAGCCGAAGCCCAAGACGCCCCUCUCGCCCCUCUCGCCGAAGUCCUUGCCACUGCGCGCCCUGCGCCAGGCCUCGCCCAAGAGCGAGCGCUCCGAGCGGAGGACGUCCCCCGUGGCCCCCCGGGCCAAGGCUCCAACGAGCGGCUCACCGUCUCCAGUGAUGUCUCCGUCGCUCAAGGACACGCUGGAUUCCUCUUUGGUGUCGGCCUCACCUGUGACUUCACCCGAGAGAGCCACGUUGGCAAAGCGAAGCCUGCACAAUGUUGGGGCAUUGGCACUGGCUUUGCAGUUGAAACUGCGAGAUGUCGGCGCCUCGGCAUCUGCCAUUUCUUCAGACAGGCGCAAGCUCUGUGUCUGCGCCUCGGUUGGGGUGAUUUCUACUGUUUGUGUGGGCAUCCUCGUUGUGCAGCUCAAGCAGCUGACAAGCAUCGGCGGCAUCAUCAAAGCGCACGCUUUGGAGUUUUGCCCGCUGUCAUGGCGGGAAGGCGCGGAGUGAAGCAUUUACGCAUCAGUCUCAGGCCUCUUGAAUUUGCAGAUUUGUGCAUCAAUUCAACCAUCUCAAAUUCAGUUAGAGAUUAAUGAAUUAUUCUAGAUGUCAAUGCC
This is a messenger RNA of Effrenium voratum, 3417 nucleotides long. Lineage: Eukaryota; Dinophyceae; Suessiales; Symbiodiniaceae. The record is from the annotation of a GenBank genome assembly.